CACACACACACACCACUUCUCUUCAUUUUUCUCCUCCUCGUCUCCUCGUCUUGUAUCAUCAUCACCUCUUCUUCCUUCUCGUCCUCUUCGUCCUUCUCACUUUCUCGCUGCCCACCUCCACCACUCCUGCAUUCACUCGUAAAAUCGCUCACUGCUUCAGAAACCAUGCAACUUUCAUAAGGCAGCAGUUUUCAUGCCUAGACCUGCUACAAGUCACGCUGCAAAUAUAACCACUCUAUAACACACUUACAUUCUCUCUCUCAUAUACAAACACACAUACACCCACACCAAUAUACCUACUACAUAACACAUCCAAACACGCUCACCAAUACACAUACGUACUCUCGCAAAUAAAAAACACACACACACACACACACACACACACACACACACACACACACACACACACACACACACACACACACACACACACACACACACUUAUAUCCACACAAAUUACAGCAGCCCUUCUCCACCUGUCCGUCACCGUCACCUUUGACAUCCGCUUUGCUCACUAACGUCCCUAUUCAGUUAUUUAUUUCACCUCCUACUCUAUACUUUUUCCUGCUUCUGUCGUGCGCCACAAUUCUCAUUUAUUUUAGAGGUGGUGGCAGCAGCAGCAACAGCAGCAACAGCGGUAGGAGGCAUUCAGUAGUGUCAACAGCGCUGCGUUUUCUCUCCCACGCUUUGCAUCCCUGUCACAAGUAAAACUCUAUUUGUGUGCGUGUGUGCGUGCCCCUGUGUGUAGGUGUGCGUGAGGGUCUAGGCAGGGGAGGACAGACGCGAGAGAGAGAGAGAGAGAGAGAGAGAGAGAGAGAGAGAGAGAGAGAGAGAGAGAGAGAGACGACUGAGGGGGACUGAGAAAGGCUAAAGAGUGUGUGAAGUAAGUGGAGAGGGAAGAGGAAGAAAGGUCAGAGGCGGGAAUCCGGCCAUUAGAAGAGGCGCUGGACGAAAUUAAGACACUGGUGGCGGAAGACUAGACGCUGGAGGAGGAGGAACUAGCGAGGGAGCCCCAGGAAAAGGGAGAAGAGGAGCACCACUAUCAGCAACAAGGAAGAAGAAGGAAGACCGGAGUAAAGGGAGGAAGGAGAGUAAGAAGAGGGCACGCCUGGUUGGGGCGAGGCAAGAUGAUGACGCUAGUGAAGAGGGUGGUGGUGGUGGCGGCUGCCGUGCUGGUGGUGCGGGUGGCUGUCAGGGCGGAGCGGCAGCUUGCUACACCUGACCAAGAGCUGCCGCCCGUGUUCCUGGAGCCUGUGCCCAACGUGACGGUGGCGGUGGGGCGCGACGCUUCCCUCACCUGCUCCGUGGACAACCUGGGUCAGCAUAAGGUGGCAUGGAUUCACCUGAACCGGAAGAUGAUAGUAAGCAUUCACAACCACGUCAUCACACGCCAGCCUCGCUUCACGGUCACUCACGACUCCCACAAGACCUGGACUCUGCACGUGCGCCAGGUCACCCAAGAGGACCGCGGCCAGUACAUGUGUCAGGUCAACUCUGCGCCCAUGAUCAGCCAGCAAGGGUAUCUGCAGGUGGUGGUGCCGCCUAACAUCAUGGACAGCAACAGCAGCAAGAGCAACAUCGUAGUGCGUGAGAAGGAUAAUGUCACGCUAAGUUGUCACGCUGAUGGCUUCCCGCUCCCGGUCAUCAAGUGGCGGCGGGAAGAUGGGCGUGCUAUACAGACAUCAGACGGGAGGAAAGUGCACCAACUUGACGGGGCCAUGCUGGGGCUGCGGCAGGUGAGCAGGACACACAUGGGCGCCUACCUCUGCAUUGCCUCCAAUGGGGUGCCGCCUUCCGUCAGCAAGCGCAUCACCCUGGACGUGGAGUUCGCGCCACAGAUGCACGUGCCCAACCAGCUGGUAGGGGCGCCGCUGGGGACUGAUGUGCAGCUGGAGUGCUUCGUGGAGGCACACCCGCGGGCCAUCACUUAUUGGGAGUACCGGGACGCCAUGGUGAUGAACACAACGCGCAUCACCACCCACACCCUGGAGGACCACUACAAGAUCCACAUGGUGUUGUCCAUCAGGGAUCUCCGGGACGAGGACUUCGGCAUGUACAAGUGCAUCUCCAAGAACUCCAUUGCUGAGACGGACGGCUCCAUUACCCUCAACAAAACCUUCCGCCCCACAUCGCCGCCCACUAAAAUCUCCCGCCCCGGCUUUCUCGAGGAGGAGUUCGGCUACAGGUCACGACGGCCGGGCAAGAAGGAGGAACGACGGAACCAGGACAUGGAGGAGUCAACGCGGAGGAUGCAGGAGGAGGAGGAGGAGAAGCGGCGGCGGGAGGAGAAAAGGAGACUGUCGCAGGAGCUGGAGAGGAAGGAACUGGAACACGAGUUUAACAGAGGUCACCGAGGAGACAGCGGCCCUAGGGUCACUCAGUCUGCCGGAGUGAGCGGCACGGAGGGCAGCAGCAGGACCCUCGCCGCGCCAGUGCACGUGCCCGCCGUCUGCACGUGCAUCCUUCUGCUUCUCCUUCGUCAGCAGCACCUCUAACGCCUCUCACCACCACAAACCACCCCACCACCACUAUCCCGCCACAGCCUCCACUACCCCGCCACUGUUGUUGCUUGUUCACCACUGCUAAAAAGAAUUUUAAAAAAGCACAAAAAAAAAAAACAUUAAAGGUGGAAGGAGGACAGUUUCCAACACCUUCCCCUUCCUUCCUUCCUUCCUCACCGCGGACUGUUUCACAUUUACGGGUAGAAGAAUUUUCUCUCCCACGGGAAUAAACACAGUCCCUGAGGGUGUGUGUGUGUGUGUGUGUGUGUGUGUGUGUGUGUGUGUGUGUGUAAAUAUUACUUACGUAUCAGUCUUGUAUAUCUUAUCAUGUAAAGUCAUUGUGUCAGAUAUUAUUAUGUGUAAAUAAAAGGUAUUGUUUCAAACUUACUUAUAUGUUUUUAAUACUGUAAUCCCCUAACAUCAGUAGCUGUGGAAGUAGGAGGAGGAGGAACAGCAGUAGUAUCAGUAGUAGUUGGAGUAGUAGUUAUUGUAGGAGCGGUGAUGAUGAAGGUUGAAU
Messenger RNA from Portunus trituberculatus (swimming crab), 3018 nucleotides. RefSeq names its product protein amalgam-like. The transcript has 10 exons. Gene Ontology annotation, cellular component: neuron projection. The record is from RefSeq and is a predicted model, not a curated record. NCBI's taxonomy places the organism in Eukaryota, Metazoa, Arthropoda, Malacostraca, Decapoda, Portunidae. Bases 1128 to 2495 code for a protein of 455 amino acids.